Messenger RNA from Funneliformis geosporum, 1966 nucleotides. The record is from the annotation of a GenBank genome assembly. Lineage: Eukaryota; Fungi; Glomeromycota; Glomeromycetes; Glomerales; Glomeraceae.
UGUUAUAGCGACUCCGGGACGUUUACUCCAUUUGAUAGUUGAAAUGGAUAUGGAGCUCAAAAGUGUUGAAUAUAUCGUUUUUGAUGAAGCCGAUAGAUUAUUCGAAUUAGGAUUUUCGGUUCAAUUACAUGAAAUUUUGCAUAGAUUACCUCAAUCGAGACAGACUAUGCUUUUUUCUGCGACUUUACCUCAAUCACUCGUGGAUUUUGCAAAAGCCGGUUUACAUGAACCGAUUUUAGUGAGAUUAGACGUUGAUACCAAAAUUAGCUCUGAUUUGGAGAUGGCUUUCUUUUCAAUAAAACAUUCAGAAAAAGAAGCCGCUCUUCUAUAUAUUAUAAAGGAAAUCAUCAAAGUUCCAAUCAAUUUAAACCCUAUAAAUAAUGAUAAGUUAAAAUCUUCAAGCAAGAAAUCGAUUGAGAAGGAUAAUUCUCAUUCCUUACUUUCUCAUCAAACUAUAAUAUUUGUAUCAACAAAACAUCAUGUUGAAUAUAUUACAAAUCUAUUGAACCUUGCGGGAUAUCAACCUUCUUAUAUUUAUAGUUCACUCGAUCAAACGGCCCGAAAAAUUCAAAUUAGCAAUUUCCGAAAUGGUCAAACUAAUUUGUUAGUUGUCACUGAUGUGGCUGCUCGUGGAAUAGACAUUCCAAUUCUGGAGAAUGUAAUCAAUUAUGACUUUGUUGAUAGUAGCAAAGUUUUUAUUCAUAGAGUUGGUCGAACGGCGAGAGCUGGUAAAAGAGGUUGGGCGUACUCAUUAAUAACACCCGAAGAGCUGUUUCUAGGUCGACGUUUGGUGAUAGGUUCAGCAGCAAGUUCAAAUCCGGAUUAUACUUCCGAUAUUAUUAUGGGUAGUUUCCCUAUUGAUUCUUUGGGCGUAAAUUUGGAGUGGGUUAAAAAUAUUCACAAAGAAGUCAGCAAUAUUGAAGCGCUUAAUAAUGUUGCAAAAAAUGGAUAUAAGCAAUAUUGCAAAUCCAGACCGUUGGCAUCAUCGGAAAGUUAUAAAAGAGCCAAGGAAAUUAUUGCAACGGAGAAAUAUGUUGAUGUACAUUUACUUUUUGCUGAUAAGGUUGAUGAAAAAGAAAAGGAGCGACGAAAUUUAAUUAGUUCGAUUUCUAGUUUCAGGCCGCAUGAAACCAUAUUUGAAAUCGGAAGCCGAGGAAGUAAGAAAGCUUCUUCCGCAGCGCAAAUCAUGAAACUACGUCGAGGGAAUGUUUCAAAGGUAAUUGAAGCACAUAAGUCUAGUAUUUUAAAUAAAAAUUCAGGUGCAGAUCGAUCAGAAUUUAUAAAAUCCAAUCUUAAAGUUGAGAAAAAAUUGAAGGAUCAUUUCCGUGAUGAGGAAUUCUAUAUCCCUCAUGUCCAAAAAGAUGCAAAUACCGAAAAAGGAUAUUCUGUACACCAAGGCAUGUCCUUUGCGGAAGAAUCCAAAAAGGCCAUAAUGGAAACUCAAACCGAUGAACACGUUCCACAACUUGGCAAAAAUAAAAUGCUGAGAUGGGAUAGCAAAAAGAAAAAGUUUGUGAAAGGAAUUGGUAUAGGAUCAGAUAAUAAAAAAUUAAUAACUACUGAAAGUGGGAUUAAGAUCCCUGCUACUUAUAAAAGUGGAAGGUUUAAAGAGUGGCAACAGCACAAUAAACUUCAAAUUCCCCGUAUGGGAGAAAAAGAACUUCCCAAUAAAAAUCUCAAUAUGAAACGAUAUCGGCAUAAUAAGAUCACAACACCUAAACCAUUGGAUCCUUUAUCCAAAAAUUAUGAAAAGAAAAUCAAGAAAGCUUCCAAAGCAGAUGUUGCAAAUGAUCAAAGAGACUUCUCUAAUAUAUCAUCGAAGAAGCAAAACACAAGUGGACACACUAAUAAGAAAAUUAAUAAUGAAUUAAAGACAGCAGAACAAAUUUACAAACUCAGAAAAUUGAAAGAAAAACGAAAGUCUAAAAAUGCUAGACCUAAUCGUAAGGGAAAAUCAACCAAAUAA